UGCCUGUUUUGCAUAGUUACUUUCAGAUUGCAAGUACUUAUGUGACCGUCAGUAUAUGCUAGAAUUAGUAACAUGUAGCACCUGCAAUGACUUGCCCCAAUAUAUCCUUCUUAAAAAAAAAAACUCCCUAUUUAUAUUCCAAGUUUCUAUGGACAUCACCUCCCCCCAAUUUACUUCUCUUGGAACACAGUGUUUUACCACUGAAAAGGACAUUUUUUUUUUGCUGUUAGUUUCUGAAAAUGCCUGAGGGAGAGAUGCCUACUUCUGGGUUUAAGAAAGUUCACUAGUCUCUCUGAUGUUCAGAAGGUUGUCCAGGUCGAUGUGUGCUCCUCUCCUCCUAAGCGUGUGAAUGGCUGAGGGAGGACUUUGGUAAAGUGUGUCUCUGUAGAUUUAAUAGGAUUCUGAACACUAACAUGCAUGGUAAGAAAAGGAGUCUGAGUUUUGAGGGCACAAUUCUUAUACAAUAUCCUCAGCAUGCAUGGGCACAUUAUAUUGGCCAUCGUGCUUCCUGUUUAGGCAGCAUAUUGCAAUGCAUUUCAGGUUUUGUGAAUUAUGCUGGCGAACAGUUAAUUGGUCAGGGAGGUCUCCUUUCAGAUGAAGAGAGCUAUCAGAAGCCACUGAUUAUCUGGGUUCCAAUACAUUGAAAUUCAGGGAGGGACUUUACAUGAAAAAUGUAAUUGCCUCACUCCUCACACUUGCCCACCCCUGCCCUCAGUUUUUAAUAAGUAUGUUAAUAUGGUCCUUGCCUUGUGCUUUCAUGAACAUUUCUAUGGGCUUUAACUGAUGAUCACUUCCUAUUCCACCUCCUUGUGUUGAGAAACACUUAAAUGUUGGCUUUUACUUCACAUUGGGGCAAGUGUUUGGUAAUUAUCAAACAUAAAUCUGCAUGUGUCAGUCAUCUGUAGAGCACCAGGAGAGAUUUUCUGUGAUUACCCCAAUCCCCCCCCCCCCAAAAAAAAAAUAAGGACAAGUUUCUGCAAUGUUCCUCUUUAAUGGGCUGGAUGGAGGUGAGGUUCUAUUGUUCAAGCCUCUCUUCCCUAAGUUAUUUUGUGUGUGUGUGUGGGGGGGGGGUUCUUUUUAAUUUCUGGGAAAGAACUAUUCCAGUCAUUGAUGGCUGCUGCGACAAUUUAGGCAAUGAUUUCUUUCUUUUUAAUUCAAAAGCCUUUUAAGCUUCCAGACAUAAAAGUACUCCAGCUGCAGCAUCGCCCCAUCCCCCUCCUCUCAGAUUCCAGGGCUCUCCCCCUUGCCUCCCACCAAGUGGGAGAGGGGUUGGGGUUGACACAGUGGUCCGCACCUCUUGGCGUCCCUCACCCAGAGCUAGUUUCUACCUGCUGUCUUUGCCAGUUCGGUCCGUCCUGCCUGACAAGCCAGUACCAUUAGCGUCCGUGACUUCAUUUGAAGAAAAGAGGCUUUGGUGUAAUUCGCCAAUUCAAAUAUCCUCUCUAGAGGACUACUGCUGUUGCGCAAGGGUGGAGGGAGGGAGAAAGAGAAAGGAGAAAAAACUUUCAGUGCAGUCAGACCGUUUUCUGCUUAAUCAGUGUGGCACAGUGAGGCUCAGACAUUCGCUGUCUAGGUGUUGAGGGAGAGCUGAGAGGAUGAAGGCUCUAAGUCCCCAGUGGAAGCAUGAUAUGGCGGCGCAGAGCUGGUGCUGAAUUGUCCUCUCUGAUGGCUCUAUGGGAGUGGACAGUACUGAGUCUUCAUUGCUGGGUUUUAGCGGUUACUGCUGUCUCUGACCAGCAUGCCACAAGCCCCUUCGACUGGCUCCUCUCUGAUAAGGGACCCUUCCAUCGCUCACAGGAGUACACAGAUUUUGUGGACAGAAGCCGACAGGGAUUUAGCACAAGAUACAAGAUAUACAGGGAGUUUGGCCGUUGGAAGGUAAAUAACCUUGCAGUUGAGAGAAGAAAUUUCCUGGGCUCUCCUCUGCCUCUUGCCCCUGAAUUCUUCCGCAACAUAAGACUUUUGGGACGGCGACCUACACUUCAGCAAAUCACAGAAAACCUUAUCAAGAAGUAUGGGACUCAUUUCUUGCUAUCUGCUACUCUGGGAGGAGAGGAGUCACUCACAAUUUUUGUGGACAAGCGGAAGCUGAGCAAAAGAUCUGAAGGAAGUGAUACAAGCACCAAUAGUUCGUCUGUCACCCUGGAGACCCUACAUCAGUUGGCUGCUUCCUAUUUCAUUGACAGGGACAGUACUCUUCGCAGACUCCACCAUAUCCAAAUUGCAUCCACUGCCAUCAAGGUGACAGAAACAAGGACCGGUCCUCUUGGCUGCAGUAACUAUGACAACCUAGAUUCUGUCAGCUCUGUUCUGGUUCAAAGUCCUGAGAAUAAAAUUCAGUUGCAAGGGCUUCAAGUUCUCCUUCCCGACUACCUUCAGGAACGUUUUGUGCAGGCUGCGUUGAGCUACAUUGCUUGCAAUUCAGAGGGGGAGUUUAUCUGCAAGGAUAAUGACUGCUGGUGCCACUGUGGCCCAAAAUUUCCAGAAUGCAACUGCCCCUCCAUGGACAUUCAAGCCAUGGAAGAAAAUCUUCUUCGAAUAACAGAAACAUGGAAAGCCUACAACAGUGACUUUGAAGAUUCUGAUGAAUUCAAGUUCUUCAUGAAAAGACUACCCAUGAAUUAUUUCCUCAACACAUCAACCAUAAUGCACUUGUGGACGAUGGAUUCUAAUUUCCAGCGCCGCUAUGAACAACUGGAAAACAGCAUGAAGCAGCUUUUCCUGAAGGCACAAAGAAUUGUACACAAGCUCUUUAGCCUUAGCAAACGGUGCCACAAACAGCCCCUCAUCAGCCUGCCGAGACAGAGAACCUCAACGUACUGGCUCACUCGCAUCCAGUCUUUUCUCUACUGCAAUGAGAACGGCCUCCUGGGCAGCUUUUCUGAGGAGACGCACUCCUGCACCUGUCCCAACGACCAGGUAGUGUGCACAGCCUUUCUGCCCUGCACCGUGGGCGAUGCCUCUGCCUGCCUGACCUGUGCACCUGACAACCGUACCCGCUGCGGCACCUGCAACACGGGCUACAUGCUGAGCCAAGGACUCUGCAAGCCUGAAGUCGCCGAGUCAACUGAUCACUACAUUGGCUUUGAGACUGACCUGCAAGACCUAGAGAUGAAAUACCUGUUGCAGAAAACCGACCGACGAAUUGAAGUUCAUGCCAUCUUCAUCAGCAAUGACAUGCGCCUCAAUAGCUGGUUUGAUCCUUCAUGGAGAAAGCGGAUGCUCCUGACCUUGAAGAGUAACAAGUACAAGUCCAGUCUGGUCCACAUGAUCUUGGGUCUCUCUUUACAGAUUUGCUUAACUAAAAAUAGCACGUUGGAGCCAGUGCUGGCAGUUUACAUCAAUCCCUUCGGAGGCAGCCAUUCCGAGAGCUGGUUUAUGCCUGUGAGUGAAAGCAGCUUUCCAGACUGGGAGCGGACUAAGCUGGACCUCCCACUACAGUGCUAUAAUUGGACACUGACUCUGGGAAACAAAUGGAAGACAUUUUUUGAGACAGUACACAUCUACCUGAGGAGUCGCAUCAAGGCGAAUGGCCCCAACAGCAACGAGAGCAUUUACUAUGAGCCUUUGGAGUUUAUUGACCCAUCCCGGAACCUGGGCUACAUGAAAAUCAACAACAUCCAAGUGUUUGGCUACAGCAUGCACUUUGACCCUGAAGCUAUCCGGGACCUGAUUUUGCAGCUGGACUACCCCUACACUCAGGGAUCCCAGGACUCGGCACUUUUACAGCUUCUAGAGAUAAGAGACCGUGUAAAUAAACUCUCCCCACCUGGUCAGCGCCGUCUAGAUCUUUUCUCUUGCUUGCUUCGUCAUAGACUAAAGCUGUCUACUAGUGAGGUGGUGAGAAUUCAAUCUGCUCUGCAGGCAUUUAAUGCCAAAUUACCAAACACAGUGGAUUAUGACACAACCAAAUUAUGUAGUUAACCGUAUGUCAAGCACAACCCAAAACCUUGAAGGAGUUUUUACAGUGCUUUUGUGGAACAGUUUAUGUUUGGAAAAGUAAAUUUAAAUUGUCUUUUCAAUAUCUGUCUUAUAUCAGUCAAUAACGUUGGAUGGCAAUCUACACACAUGAACUUGAUGACAAUGAAUAUAUUAUACUACAGUUUGGGUUUAUGAAUGAAAUAAAUACUGACCCCAGUCUAGAAGACAUUCUACUUUUUACAAUAAAUUUCCUUUGUAAUUUUAUAUGUUCCGUGGCAAUGCUUUUGUGCAUUACAUCCUCUAGAGGGAACAUAAAAAGAUACCAAUAAAAUUUUGUAGCUGAACAGUUA
Messenger RNA from Peromyscus leucopus (white-footed mouse), 4271 nucleotides. RefSeq names its product BMP/retinoic acid inducible neural specific 3 (gene Brinp3). The transcript has 8 exons. The record is from RefSeq and is a predicted model, not a curated record. The coding region runs from base 1624 to 3924 and encodes 766 amino acids. Gene Ontology annotation, biological process: negative regulation of mitotic cell cycle; positive regulation of neuron differentiation. Lineage: Eukaryota; Metazoa; Chordata; Mammalia; Rodentia; Cricetidae.